ACCUCUCUCUCUCUUCUUCAUUCCCUCCCUUUUUAACCCUACUCUUUUGAAACCCUAGAAUUCCAAACCCUAGCGAUCCAAUCCCUCCUCCCCCGACUCCUCUCCCCUCCCAAUUCCCCUCUCCUCUCGCGCCUCCCCUCCUCUCCUCUUCGUCCCCUUCGCGCCGACCCACGCCGCGCUCGGUCCCGUCUCCUAGGCCCCCGCGACCUUGAAACCCUAGUCGAAUUGGUCCCCGAGCUCGCUUCUUCGCUCUUGCUCCCCAGGACGAGUCGGUGCUUUGCAUGAAGGUGGGACCUUGCUGGCUCCUUUUCUCCACGGGGACGGGGACGGUGCUAGGGCAUCGGUGGUGAGGGGAGGAAUCUUGUUUCGAGGCCUUUUCUCGGGCCCUUUUGCUAACUAGGUUCGGAAUUUGCGUGCUCUUGAUUCUAGGGUUCCCCUUUCCCCGAGCUCUGUGGUCGAAUUGGGGUGGUGCACUUGUUUGAGCUAGUUGGGCAGUGGUGUGCAGUUACAGAAAUGUGGUAAAUGGCGGUGCCCUCGUGCUCGGAGGGCGAUUCGGUAGAUACUGAGUAAGAGGUAGAAGUAGUAGUAGUAGUUCUUUUUGUUGUUGAGGGGGGGGUGGUAGGUUUUAGUUAUAGUGGUGAAUUGGGAGUUGGUGGAUUUGUUGGUGCAACGGUGGUAUUGGCAAGGAGAUGAAUUGGAUAUGAGUAGACUCUCAAUUAGGCCUCGUCCCCUCGACAUACACAAGAAGAUCGCUAUCGUUAAAUCCAUUAAAGAGUUCGAGGAUGAUGAGGUGCCCCGCAAUUCCGUGGUGCUGCGGUCAGAAGCUGAAGCUGAGGUACCUCAAGUUCCUAGCAAGAAAAGUGCUCAAGAAAUACCUACUCCACAGUUCAGUGUUGUGGAAACAUACGAAAGAGAUUAUUCUCGCACCUUCGCACAACCUACAUCAUAUGUACGUGGAAGAGGAGCCAGGGCUGAGAUUGGCGAAUUUGUUGAGUAUGACUUGGACAAUGAAGAUGAGGACUGGCUUGAAGAGUUUAACACUGAGAAGAAGAUUCUUACACAUGAAAAAUUAGAGAACCUUCUAUUUAAGUUGGAAGUGUUGGAUCAUAAGACUCGAGAAAGGGCAGGCAUUAUAACGCCCACCUUCGGAUCACCUAUUCCAGUUCUUUUGCAGCUAGAUGCUGCUAUGGAGGCUUUGCAAUCCUUAUCUGUGCGAUAUUCAGUUUGUCAGUCUGUAUUUAACUACUGGAGAGCAAAGCGAGAGCGGUGGCAAAAGCCUAUUUUGCGGCGAUUGCAGCCACCUCCGCCAGUCAAUGACACGAACCCAUACAAUGUAUUUAGACCAAGAGAAAAGGCCCCUCGUCUCCACACAAGAAGGAUGCAAAGGAGGGAAAACAAUGUUCAAUCCUUUGAAAAACUUCGGCUGGUUAGGCGUAACUUGGACCAGGCAAAAACUUUAUUGGAGGCAUUGAUCAAGAGGGAAGAAAGGAAGCGAGAAAUCAUGGAAUGCGAGGUCAGCCUUCAGCGCAUUCAAAUGAAAUAUAAGAACGAGGCGCAGCUUGUUGAAGAUGGGAUGGCUUUGUCAGGAUUCCAACCUGUUUCCAGCAAGUUUGGGUCGAGCGAAGAUGAUUACAUGGACUCAGAUGACACAGCAAACGGUCGAGCCUAUGCUCGGCCUGCGCUUGCCCAUCCAGUGUUGCCAGAUUCGCAGCUUACGACCGUACGCAUAAAACGAGAGUUCAAACGGAGACCUCUACUAAAUGGAUGGCUACAAAAGAGGGAUCCAGAAGAGCCAGUUUUGUUAUUCACAAGACCACUGGAUCCCGAUAAACUGGCCGCCGUAGGAAUAAAACCGCCGCCAGAUCCUGCGGCCGAGAACGGCUCCUCCACGCCGCCGUACCGCUUCCACGGCCGGAUCGGCCGCGGGGGUCGCAUCAUCUUCGAUCGGUACAACCCUCUUCUCGGCGCUCCGGUCGCGCAGACGAGCUCCGCCCCGUAUCUACCGCGCAUGCCGAACGGUUAAAGGCCCAAAACUACAUGCUGCUUCAGCUUUCUACGUAUAUUUAAAAUGAUUCAGCUGCUGGAGAGAAGGGAAAAGCCAAAAUCAGAUCAUGGGAUUGGGUUUAGAAAUGUGACGAAGGAAAAAUGAAUGUAUGUUGGGGCAUCUUUCGCAGCUUUGUCGAAAAAACAGGGGAGUAAAUUGCGAGUGCGCGGUUAGAAAUAGGGGCUUUAUUGCAAUGCUCAAAAGAGAUUUUAACACUCCCCCUUCACCAUUGUACAAUUAAUUUACGUCGUAGGUCAUAAGCUUAGAGCAUUAUUUUUCUCCAAAUUUUCCGCUUGUAUUGGUCUCUAUUUAAUCUCAUGCUCUCUUAAUCUUAUUCAUCAUUCAGAAAGGGGAUGAUCCAUUUGUUGUGAUAGUAGGGUUUUUUUUUCCCCCCUUUUUCUUAAAUUAAAAAUAUUUGCUUUUAGGGGAUAGUUUGUGUUGGAAAUUUAUCAAGAUCUAGUAACAAAUUAUUUACUAGGUUUUUUUUUUAAUGUAGUGUUUGUAUAAAGCUGUGUUGUCAAUGUUGUAGCAAGAUAAUCUUAUUAUUA
This is a messenger RNA of Ananas comosus (pineapple), 2592 nucleotides long. Its product is annotated as enhancer of polycomb-like protein 1. Gene Ontology annotation, cellular component: piccolo histone acetyltransferase complex. Gene Ontology annotation, biological process: regulation of transcription by RNA polymerase II. NCBI's taxonomy places the organism in Eukaryota, Viridiplantae, Streptophyta, Magnoliopsida, Poales, Bromeliaceae. The record is from RefSeq and is a predicted model, not a curated record. The coding region runs from base 701 to 2023 and encodes 440 amino acids. The transcript is spliced from 12 exons.